GCCAAAUUUCAAAGGACUUCCUCCUGGGAGGACAGAAGGCGAAAAGCCGCACCGAAGUCUGGCGAACAACGGCGAUAAAAUCCUGCAGAAACAAUACUUUUAUUCAAAGUUCAUGAGCUGAAUCCGCUGGUUGAGCAGUCGACGGGGUUUCAUCGGCGGCGGGUUGAGGAAUAAUUCACAUAAAGUCGGAAUGUCAUUGUUAUCAGACAGUCCUCAGCCGUUACCCCCUGCCAGGUUUCCCACCUGUGAGACAGCUGAUGUCAGGAGCCUGGGAUUUUAAUCACACACACACACACACACACACACACACAGGCUCAGAUGACAGCUGUUCCAACCUGAAAAUAUUAAACGUCAGAACUCAAGCCUAAAGUCACGGCUGUCAAGUUUCCUUGGCAGGUUUGCUUUUCACGAUUUUAAUGUUUACUGCACCUUUCAAUUUAGCAGCACGGUAACACGCAGGCUGUCCACAUUACUGAAGGUCCAUCCUCUUACAGCCUCCACUCCACGGGGGAUUUAAUCUGUUUGAGGUUGAGCUCAUGACAGAGUGCAGAAGCUCAUUUCCACACUUCACCAGUUUAUACAGGGCUCCAUAUCCUCAUUAUUUAUUCAUGUAUUCACAGCAGGGCACAACAAGUCAUCAGAUUUCCAUACUAAUGCAAACACCUGUUGCUCAAAGCAGCUGCCCCUGGCUGUAACCAGGCCUGUGCAUAGAAUAUUUGAUCUUGCAGUAUAUAUUUAUUGUUAGCCGUCAGCACUCAUUGGUCAAAUGCCUUCAAGUUAACCAUUAGUAAAGAGUUGUAUUCUACAAUGGAUCGCAGCCUCCUGUAACUCAGGCCCUGUCACAGAUAGGGUGGGGGCAGGUGGGGGCUCAGCGGUGGCAGACAAUCAAACCCUUCAGUCAUGCUGUCCGGGGUGCAGCCCUGCUUCCAGUUGCUUCGGAUCGGUUCGUCGGCCGGCGACUCGGUGCGGGACCUGUACACAUUCAGGCCGGCGCUGAGCCACUCUGUGUUCCGGCUGGGCCGGGCGGCGGAGCUGUGUGACGUCACACUGGACUCGACGUCGGUGUCACGAAUCCACGCCGAGCUGCACGCUGAGAGGGAGGCGGGCGAAGGUGAUACGGCGCCGCAGGAGGAGGGCUGGGGGGUCCACAUCAAGGACAGGAGCAGUCAUGGCACCUGGGUCAACGAGGUCCGCCUCCAGCGUGGCGUCCAGUGGGAGCUCUCAGACGGCGACACGCUGACCUUCGGUGGCCAGUCGGCUCCAGGGAACCCCGAGUUCUACUUCCUCUUCCAGAAGGUCAAAGUUCGCCCGCUAGACUUUGAUGCCAUCACAAUUCCAAAGGCGGGCACCUUCUCCUCCGACCUACAGAACCGGAUCAGAACUAACCAGGACCGCAAGGUGGCGGCCAACCUGGACCUGUCCAAGCUGUCCAUCAACCGGUCCACCGUCAUCCUCAACUCCAUCGGCAGUCUGAGUAAGAUGAAGGGCAGCGCCUGGACCUUUAAGAGGAGCCACAGCAACGAGGGAACCGCCUCGGACCCUGGCUCCUCCUACUCGCCUCCUCUGGCCGAGGGCUUAACCUCUCUGCUCCCGCCCUCCACCCCUCCAUCCUUCUCCUCGGCAGCGUCGGUGCCUUCGUCAAAGUCCCUCCAGCCGACCUCCAGGAGCCGGAGGAAGUCGGCUCACACGGUGCUCCUCGAGGACGACAGCUCAGACGAGCCCAGAAGUCGAGGAGCUCUGGCAGGAGUUGUGGAGGACGGACAGAGAUCGAGGGGGAAGAAGAGGCGGCGGCUCUACAAGUCUGAGUCGGAGAGUUUCAGCUCCCCUCCUCCGCUGCAGCCCAAGAGCCACGACGACAUCCGACGGCCGCUGGAGGCCAAGCCCUUCCCCGUCGGCAUCAGGACCAUCGGCAGUUUCCACGGCGCCAUGACCAACAGCAGACUCAACCACCACCUCCUCCAGGCAUCAUUCACCCACCCCGCUGUUCACAAAGAAGAAGUGCAGACGAUGCACCGGGUCCAGACGGUGAUGCACAGCAACAUCGCAGCGUUCCGCCAGCAGAAACCUGCCCACUGUUCUCCGGCGGCGCAGAGAAGCAGGCGGAGGGCUCUCAGCUCUCCGGUUUUCUCCCCUCUGGUGGUCGGAGGGGAGAAGUACAGCCUGGCCUCGCCCUCAGUGAGGAUCCGCACAGAGCAGAGAGGCAGGGUGCAGUUCAACAGAUUUCACCAUCCAGCAAGUAAGCGACGAGGCCGCCCCAGAAAAUACCCGCUCCCUCCCCGGCCUUCCCUGCCCUCUCCAUCCUCCUCGUCCUCCUCUUCCACCUCCUCUGCCUCCUCCUCCUCGGGCUCCUCCUCUUCCUCCUCCGAUGAGGACGAUGAUGACGAGGAGGAAGACGAGGAGGCGACGAGCGGGGCGGUGGAGCCGUGCGCGGCGCCGCAGUGUCGGCUGCCCCAGCAGGACACGGUGCAGUGGAUCCAGUGCGACGUGUGCGACGCCUGGUACCACAUAGACUGUCUGCACGUCGACCGCAAGAAGCUCCUGAAGGACCCCAACGCCGACUUCCACUGCGGAUGUCGCUGAUAGAAGAGAAGUUUGUGGUGAUAAAAUAAAAAGCUCCAGUUUAGACUUUCAAGUUACCACAUUUCCCCCCCCCCCUUUUUUAAAUGUUUACUUCCUUCAGCCACACGUGACUUUUCAUCGAAGAUGUUUCUUCUUCUAAUGGCAGCAGCUGGCGACGGCGGGGAAAUAAUUUCCUUCGAUAUUUUUUUUUUUUUUUUUUACAUCCUGAUGUUCCCAAGUUUGAGGAUUUGUGGCCUCACAGUCACACGGCUGCUUCAUAAACCUCAUGUCUGCUCAGUUUCAGGGCUCAGGCUUUGGAGAAUAAACUGUCUCCGGUUGGAUUUCAUUAUGGCGUUGACUGCCUGGAGAGGUGCGGUCAGGGUGGGAGAACAUGAUGAAAUGUUUCCGAGUACUCUCACUGUGGCUGUCGUUGAACCGGGGGCUACGAAGAGUAAUGAAAUGUUUCAGAUCAGGCUGCCACAGUAGGAGUCUAUACACAUUCAACUUUCUUGGAUGCCUGCCACCUUCACUAUUUUAGCGACUAGGCCAAUUGUUCAGGGCAGAAUAGGACCUUCAGUGAACAUUUCCGUACUUUGGAUGGCCAAAGAAACUUCAACACCCUUCCUCCCUGUAAAAGGUAUCCCCGCUGGGCUGUUUUCCCCACCUCAGUGAUAAUAAAACUCAAUGAAAUGUUUUGAGUGCAGCUUUCCCGGGUGGCAGCAGCUGUCUGGGAGUCGGCGUGGGAUGUUUUGAGACAAUUCAACGCCGGGAAAUGUGUCGGCAGACUUCCAUGGUGUCUGCUGAUGAGAGGUGCUUGAGGGAUGAUAAUCAAGUGUUUCAAGGCAGAAGCAGCCGCUGGAGUUUGUGUGCAGUGGGACUGUUGUUAUAGGACGUCUGAGUGCAGGCUGGCAGUGUGGCUGCUGCUUCGGGAGGACUCAUUACCAGUGAAAUGUCACAAAAUAUCGUCCGUCAAUGUAACGGGGAUAAACAGAUUCAGGAAAUCAUCGGCUCUGACUGGUUGUGUCUCGAUGUCGCAGAUGAAUUGAAAAAGAGUGUACUCGCACUGCUGCACCCCUGGGCCAAAGUGGACACUUUCCUCCUGACUGAUCAGUAGAUGUACACGUAUCUUUGCUCAGGUGCUGCUUGAGUUGGAAUAAAAUCAACAGUGUAGAAUACCAAUUCUCACCCGGUAAAAACGGUAUUUUUCAGCAGUUUCCGACUCGUACUCCGUGUAUAAUAGUUCUGACUCAGAGCUAUGCAGAUAACGGUGGUGUUGAAAAAUAUAGUUUGUCUGGGCUGGUGUCUUUGAUCAUACCACUAUGGUUUCUUCAAGUGGGAGAACAUGUAGAAAAUGUAAUUCUUAAGCAAUAUAAUAAUAAGAAAAAAAUCUUUUAAAAGAUGUAUUUUUUAACUUGUAAUGGUAGAAAUGAGACGCACAGCGAGCAGAACGUUGAGAAGAAAACGUCUGAUAACCUUUAAUUCAGUAGAUCAUUUUAAAAUCCAACAAAGGUUUUUUUUUAAUGGACUUAUGUGUAUGAUAAAUGUAGUGAUGCUUGUCAAAAACCUCCAGGCUCACUUGAAAUAAUUGAAUUGACAUUAGUUAACACAGCAUAUUAAUAUGAAUAUAACCCACAUUGAUUUUUUUAUAAUGUGAGGUUACAUCCCCCACUGCAGUAAUACAAUCUCACUUCUAUAGGACUUACCAAACACCAUCACAGAUCUGAAGGGCCUGUUUGUUCCUGUUGAUCAGCGCUUACUCAAAUGUAAAAUGUCAACUCUGUUGAUCUUCAGUCCGUUCUAUUUUGGUUUUGUGUUUCAUCAAGUGUUGCAUAUUCUUUUUGUCUCUCGGAUUUUCAGCUGUAAAGAUAUUUAAAUGUUUGUUUUUUGUCUUCCUUCACUUCACUCAACCGUCUUCCCCACAUUGUCGUCGGUGUCACGUUGCCGUGUUCCUCAUUGUGCACCUGCUUUCAUGCGGCGCGGCAAACUGUUGUAAAGGUCUUUUUAAAAGAAGGAUGUUUUCCCAAACUACACUUAGAAAUGUGCUGAAACCGUGAAAUGCCGCUGAGAGAGGGAUACUUUUUAAUUGGAGAGAAGGGAGAAGUGACAGUGUGACAAACUAAGAACCAAGAGAGAGUAGGAAACCUGUGUGAUAUGAAUGAAGAAAAGGCAAUAUUCAGUGUAAAUCACUCGCAUCGCUGUCAUUCAAAAUGCAACUACAAAGGAGCUCAGUCAACGUGUCUCUGCCGUUUCUAUUUAAACACUGUCAACAUUUCGAGGCACUGCAGAUGGACGGCUUUCCAUUAAAACCAACCUAAGCCAAUCCACAGAAAAUAAUCACCAGCUGCAGGUUACAGCUUCUUAAAAAGGGAGAAUUUGCUGCUCUUGUUUUAUAUCAUUGUAAAUGAAAUGUGUUUGGCUUUUGUCAAUUAAAAAGCAGCGAUUUGAAGAUGGCACCACUGGCUGCGAAUGGGCAUUUCUCACGACCUUCUGACAUGUAACAGACGAGUCAUGAGUUACCCACAUUUGUCUGAUAUUUGAUAAAUCGUAACGAUCACUUGCAGAUCUGCAGUUCCUUUCAUUUGCAUUGCCUCAAAGACGAUCAACUUUCUUGUAUCAUCUUUCAAGGCUUUGACGGAGAAAAUCCAGUUAGUGGUGAACACCUUUGAUCAUCACACUGUUGUGGUUGUUUCAGUAUUUCAUGUGUGCCGUCUGCUAAACGUACAGCUCUCGAGCGGUGACAUUUCUACAGUUAAUUAUUCUGUUUACUGUUUAAAUCUCUAAAUACAGGACUUUAAGGUGAAAGCAGAGUUCAGAAAUGUAGUUCAAUCAAAAGGGAUUGUUUUGUUCUGAGCCCGUUUCAUCUGUCAGUUUCUCAGCAUAAUACUUACAUUUCACAAGACCCUUCUCUUCUUCAGGCUGCCUUCACUUUAACCAUCACAUUGAAAUGCAGAAACACUUUGUUGGUUUUACGGGGUUGUACAGAAUUAAACUAAUUGUCUUUAUUCUCU
Molecule: messenger RNA, 5567 nt
Organism: Cottoperca gobio
Lineage: Eukaryota; Metazoa; Chordata; Actinopteri; Perciformes; Bovichtidae
Gene: tcf19l
Product: transcription factor 19 (SC1), like
Exons: 6
Coding region: 901-2580 (559 amino acids)
Biological process (GO): regulation of gene expression
Cellular component (GO): nucleus
Molecular function (GO): protein binding
Source: RefSeq, a predicted model, not a curated record